Molecule: messenger RNA, 1262 nt
Organism: Pistacia vera
Lineage: Eukaryota; Viridiplantae; Streptophyta; Magnoliopsida; Sapindales; Anacardiaceae
Product: methyl-CpG-binding domain-containing protein 7-like
Exons: 7
Coding region: 34-906 (290 amino acids)
Molecular function (GO): DNA binding
Source: RefSeq, a predicted model, not a curated record
AGUGACGGUUAUGGUGCACAACACAAAGCCAUCAUGAAUAAGGAGGAGAAAUCGUCGCUGUCGAGUCCAACUGAACAAGAAACAACAAGGGAGUUGCAGAUAGUGGACCUCACAACAUCAUCAGUUUUCAAGUUGCCUCGUGGUUGGUCUGUCGAAGAACGUCCCCGUAUUAACUCUCAGAGCCACCCUGGCCGUGUCGACAAGUAUUACUAUGAGCCCAAAACCGGACGGAAGUUUCGUUCCUUGAUAUCUGUUCAAAAAUAUCUGAGCGGGGAAACAGAAUAUGCAAUUAUGCCUAAGAGAGUGAAGUAUGGCAAUGAAAAACAUAUGCAAAUUGUGCCCUUCAACACCAAGAAUACCUCAUCAUUUGGACUGCCCAACCAUUGGAUUGUUGAGGAAAGGCCUCGUAGGAGAGGCAGCAUCAUUGACAAGUAUUACAUUGAGACAGGGACUGGACUACGCUUCCGUUCUCGGAUAGCCCUUGAGAGAUAUCUUGCAGCAAUGAGAGAAGUUACGUCCACAAGCAAGGCAAAAUCAGAUGAUCAGUUGACUAAAGAUAUUUCUGAUGAGAACCAAACCUUGAGAAUCAUGGUGAAACACCUUCAAGAUGCAGGAAAGAUUAAAUUUAAACCCAAGGCACUAAAACUAGACAAUCAUUCUGCGCCUUCAAAGAAUUUUAGCUUUCAGGAGAAACAUAGUUCUGUCAUGGCGGUUAAUCCUUCAACAAUUGAUUUUCCCAGCCUACCAGCAAAAGUGAAAUGGGUUCUUGGUGGCCCUGGAGGAAAUAUGUGGAAUCCUUUUGUGGGUGAAUCUAUGGUCCCAGAAUCUGUGAAGCAAGAAUGGUCCGAGACAUUUGUAAACUCUAUACAGUUACUAGCCACUGAUAAUGGAGGCACAGGAAUUUAAGGCAGAUUAAAUGGUGCUGGAAACCUUAUUAGAGAUUCAGGUGAGGCCAGGUUCCAAGUUGACUACAGAUGUGAAGCAACUUGUACAGUUGUUGAUGAAGUUUUCAGGCAAAGUUCCAAAUUGGAGGUGUAGGUCCAACCUUCAGUUGCUUUUCAUAUCGAUGUAUUAGACAUGGAACUAUAUAUGAAACUUGAGGAAGGCGUUCCAUUUUGAUUUGUGAACCUGGUUUAAGGCUAUCUAAAGUUAUAUCAACCCUGCAGGAUAAUUUAAUGUGAACCUCUUAUGCUAUAAUUUGUUAUCUUCAAAACUACAUGUGAAUAAUAUUCAUAAGAAAAUACUCUCAAAUGAAUAAGCCG